Clupea harengus (Atlantic herring) is the source of this 3735-nucleotide messenger RNA. Its product is annotated as sortilin. Gene Ontology annotation, molecular function: protein binding. Lineage: Eukaryota; Metazoa; Chordata; Actinopteri; Clupeiformes; Clupeidae. Gene Ontology annotation, biological process: Golgi to endosome transport; endocytosis; vesicle organization. The record is from RefSeq and is a predicted model, not a curated record. Gene Ontology annotation, cellular component: Golgi apparatus; membrane.
UCCGCCCAGUCCAUCACUGUGAAACGGUGAGGUCGCACGGGUGCGCAAGUAAGCUGUCAGGCGCCAAUAGGUUGGACACUUUUCAGAGUGUAGAGACAUUAAAACAGCAUGCUCUGGAAGGCAAUGGUUUGCUGUGGCGCUUGGUUACUGGUUAUGAGUUCCAGGAGUCUCAUCGGUGCAAAUAAGCACGAUCCCAGGACGGUGUCUUUCUCGCGGACGCUGCGCCCUGAGAAGUUGGGUCAAGUGCGCUCCCGGAGCAGAAGGGAAAGCUGGUUCGGCGCGUCCAGCUUUGCGUAUUGCAGACAGCCUUUAACACAAUCCGAACAUGAAACUUUGGAUCAGAAUACCCAUGAGACAGGGUUCCAUGGUGAUGAUGGAUCUAGCUUCACUUUAACCUGGGUUGGAGAUGGCACUGGAGUGAUUCUCGUUUUAUCCACUAUCAGCGUGCCACUGGACUCAUUCUAUGAAGGAGGAUCCUCACGCCUCUACCGGAGUGAAGACUAUGGAAAGAACUUUCAUGAUAUCUCACAUGUCAUCAACCACACGUUCAUUCGUAAGGAUUUCGGGGUUAGUGCCGGACCUGGAAACUCAAAACAGGUGAUCCUCACGGCUGAUCUUCCAAUCACCAAGACUGAAGGGGGGGUUAUCUUCACCUCCGAGGAUACGGGCGUGUCCUUCACAUCCAUCAUCCUGCCUUUUCACCCGGCUCAGCCAAUCACCUUCAAUUUCCAGAAUCUCAACUAUCUUGUGGCUAUAAGCACUGACGGAGGCCUGUGGCUCUCGCUGGACUUUGGGAACAGAUGGGCGAAAGUCCACGAGGGAGCCCAUUCUUUCAUGUGGGGUGCAAACAUCACUCUUUACUUCAGCUCCAGCCCUAAAGGAACUGUUGAGGCAAAUCGAAGAGGGGAGCUCUUUUUGAAACGGACAAAAGAUCUUGGUCAGACUUUCACAACUAUUGCACAGAACAUCUUCUCCUUUGGCUACAUUGGAGGGUUCCUCUUUACUUCUGUUAUGGAGAAACUGGGAUCACCACGUGUCAUCUAUGUGUCAUCUGACCAGGGGGAAACCUUCAACAAAGCUCAGCUCCCCUCUGCUUCUACAGAACAGUUCUACUCUGUUUUGGAUGGGGAUGAGGACAUGAUCUUCAUGCAUGUGGACAAACCUGGAGAGGAUACCUACUAUGGGACCGUGUACACAUCAGAUGACCGGGGCGUCUUAUACUCCAAGUCUCUUGAGCGCCACCUGUUUGGUGGGGAGGGGAAAAGCGAUUUCACAAACAUCACGUCACUCAGAGGGGUUUAUCUAACCAACGUACUGGAGGAAGAUGGAGGCAUUCGAACAGUCAUCUCAUUCAAUAGAGGAGGAGAGUGGAGAUUUCUUAAGAAGCCUGAGAACGUCAAAUGUGGGGCAAACGUUAAAAAGUGCAACCUGCACAUCCAUGGGGAGCACAGCCGCUACAACAACAUCACACCAAUGCUUCCCCUCACAGACCCCACCGCGAUCGGCCUGAUCAUUGCCCACGGUAGCGUGGGUGAAUCUAUGUCAGCGAUGCGGCCCGACGUGUACGUCUCCAGGAAUGGGGGGUACACCUGGUUCUGCACUCUGAAGGGGCCCCAUCACUACAGUAUCCUGGACUCAGGGGGCCUCAUCGUGGCUGUGGAAUCCCACAAGGAUCGGCAGAUCAACUCCAUAAAGUUUUCAACUGAUGAGGGUCAAUGUUGGAAGUCCUACAAUUUCACAGAGCACCCCAUAUUCUUUGCUGGCCUAGCGUCUGAGCCCGGCAGUAAAACUAUGAACAUCAGUGUGUGGGGCUAUCGGCCAGAGGAUGACGACCAGCCCAUGUGGGUCGCUGUGACCAUAGAUUUUGAGCGUCUUCUUACCCGGGAGUGUGGAGAGAAGGACUAUGUGAACUGGUUGGCUCACUCAAUGGUGGGCGGGGCUUCAGAGACAGAUGGGUGUGUCCUGGGCUACAAGGAAACGUAUAGGAGGCUGAGGAGGCUGUCCGUCUGCAGGAAUGGUCGGGACUACGUUGUCAUCAGGAAACAGACACCUUGUCCAUGUUCUAUGGAGGAUUACAUGUGUGACUAUGGUUACUAUCGUCAUGAGAACAGCUCAGAGUGUCUGAAACAGGCAGACUUCAAAGAGAAAACCCUGGAGGUGUGUGUGAACGGAGUGGUGGAGGAGCUGCAGACCUCUGGCUAUCGUAAGGUCCCCAGUGAUAAAUGUGAAGGAGGCUUCAAACCCCGGCGACGGGUGAGUGCAGCCCAAAAGCAUUGUGGGAAUGGCAGUCAGGCCUCGUUCAACAGCACUCACCCUGAGAAACAUGUGAGUGAUGAACAUGUGGAUUCAUUGAUCCUGACUGUGCUGUGUGUUACUGUGGUGGUUGUUGCUGUGGUCAUUUCCAUUGCAAUCAUCAUCAUCGUCAGGAGGAUGAUGUCAAGGCAGAGGCAACACGCAUAUCUCUUCUCCACCUUGCAACUGCAGGACGACGAUCAGUUUAUCCAGCGGGAGCCUGGGUCCCAGACCAGCAGUAACCGGGGAAGCUACCAGGCCGACUCAGAUGAUGUGUGUUUGAAUGCACACCACAAAUAUUUAAUCACUGACUGAGAAGAGUGAUUACAAUAGGUGUUAUGGCACACCCAAAAUGCAUAUAUUUACUUCCAAAAGCCUAGGUCACUUCCCAAAUAAAGGGAUGUAAUUUUUUGGCAAUAACAUGACAAGUGAAACUGUUGAUCUAUGACAAUGAUAAUUUUUUUUUCUUCAUUAGCACAAUGCCUUUAGCGUCUUUACUCCUGCCUCUAUCAGUUCUGCUACAGGGUGUAAAACUUGCAAACACUCUCACUGCACUUUGAAUUCUAGCCAGUGGAACUUUAGCCAGUGGAACUCUAGCCAUUGGAAUUCUAGCCAGUGGAACUUUAGCCAGUAGAACUCUAGCCAGUGGAACUCUAGCCAGUGGAUGCUGCUUUCAAAAGAAGGCUCAAACACCUGAUCAAACUGAUCACAUGUUCUCACAUGAAAACAUGACAACAAAUAAGGAACACUACAUGAUAAUGAACAUGAUGUUGAACACUAAAUACUAGUAGAAUACCAAUAAUUAAAAAAUCACAUUGAACUUAACGUAAGUGGAUCAGCUGUGGUUGUAGAGAACAAUGUACGUAAUACAUAGGUAUGAAUAUCUACAUCUAGUGAUUAAACACUAAAGCAAAAGGUUAUUAGCUAGAAAUUCAUUCAAAUGCAACUCACUACAUUUUGCAUACAUAUCUCAGGUAUCACACAUUUUAUGACCUGACAGACACUAAUUUUUAACUAAAUCAGACUGCAGUUACAGUGUAAAGGGCUGUCCAAACUGCCAACAAUAACUAUAACAACAACUGCAAUUAUAAUUAUAUGAGUGUCCACACUGACCAACCAUAGGGAAGAUCUCUCAGAAAUAGGAUUCAUGUUUUAAUGUGAUGCCUUUAAAAUGUGAUGAUUCUAACUGGCUGUCUUUUUUGUAUCGUGCCAACACUAUCGUUCUUCAUGUUGUUACCGUUAUAAUGUGUGGUGCGGGUAUUGCCAUUGUUAUAAGCUAGAGCGAUAUUUAAUUUAGUAUUUACAGUUAUUGUUAUAGCUAUCACUGGCAGUGUGGACGGGCCUUAAAUCCUUUACCUUGAUUUGUCUUUCUUGUUGCUGUCCACAGGAGCUUAUUCAAUGAUCAGAUGUACAGAAAUGGAAUCUUCCGAUGAGCUAACUUCU